Molecule: messenger RNA, 1170 nt
Organism: Aspergillus homomorphus CBS 101889
Lineage: Eukaryota; Fungi; Ascomycota; Eurotiomycetes; Eurotiales; Aspergillaceae
Exons: 6
Coding region: 1-1170 (389 amino acids)
Source: RefSeq, a predicted model, not a curated record
AUGCUCCGAAAUAACGUUGGCACGCAUGCGAUGUAUCCCAACGACCGGGAGCCCCCAAGCCACGCUGAUGGGAUCGCCAUCGCCACGUUGUACAUGCUAGUGAUCAUGAUUCUGGCCGUAGUGAUGCGGCUGGCCUUUCGGUUAUGGAUGGUCCGGACACUGCAAUGGGACGAUGGGACUGUGCUGAUUGCUCUGUUCUUCGCCAUCGGUCAAAGUGCCACCAUUCUAAUCGGAACUAAAUACGGAAUGGGAAACACAGUCCCUCCAUUAACCGAGCAUGAGAUGAUGCAUGUCGAGAAGGUGCUGUACGUCUCCGACCUGCUGUAUGUAGUGGCUCUGAGCCUGGCCAAGAUCUCAGUGUUCCAGUUACUCGGCCGAUUAACAGUGCGGACGUGGCAGAGACGGCUCGCGCAAUGGUCAGCGCUGGCGGUGAUGAUAUGGACGGUGUCCGUGUUCUUGGUGCUGUGUUUCCGAUGCGGCGCCUCCCAGCCCUGGCGACUCAGCAGCAGCCACUGCAUCAACACCUUCAUCUUCUGGGCCGCCAUCGCCCCGCUGGAUAUCAUCUCAGAGCUCACACUCUGCGCCCUCCCGAUCUUCAUCGUCAAGCCCGUGCAAGUGAGGAUAGGGAAGAAGGCCGCCGUAGUAGCAGCGUUCAUCUUCCGCUUGUUCGUAAUAAUCACCACAAUAACCCGCCUCCACUACCUCCGACGAACCUUCUCGUCCCAAGACCACAACCCCAUUCCCACAAUCUUCGCCCCAACAAUCACAACCCAAUGCGUCCUAUGCACCAGUGUGCUCAGCGCCUGUAUCCCCUGCCUGAAACCCUUCCUCGACGCCUUCGACACGGGCAUGUUGCACGUCGCGUUACAUAAACACGACGGCAGCUCCGCGUACGCGCUGGGGAAUCUGUCGCGGCCGAAGGAGACGAGCGGGCGUCGGUCAAGGCUUGUUGGCGGGGAUGAGGCGGAGGUUGAGGGAUUGGGCACGUCGGCGGCUGCGUUUGCGGGGACGGAGCCCGUGAGGGUGCAGCUUCUUGAGGAUGCUGAGGGUGAGGAAUCUGGGUCGAUGAGUACGAGGACCUCGCGGGCGUUGGCGAUUCAGCGGACGGAUCAGUGGAGUGUGCGAAGCUCAACCCGCCGGUUUAUCCUAUGCUCCAGCUACUUCAGCUGA